This is a messenger RNA of Pieris napi, 1091 nucleotides long. RefSeq lists its product as uncharacterized. The coding region runs from base 126 to 1091 and encodes 321 amino acids. The record is from RefSeq and is a predicted model, not a curated record. The transcript has 5 exons. NCBI's taxonomy places the organism in Eukaryota, Metazoa, Arthropoda, Insecta, Lepidoptera, Pieridae.
UACGUUUACACGCUUGCCAAGCCUUGUCAAACUGCAAACAGUCCCAAGCCUCCACAAAUCUCGUUUGGCGUUUGAAAGGCGUUUAUACGCUUGUGAAUGCGUCAGUCUGCAAUAUACAUCCAAGCAUGGCGGACGCCGAACUUGUGAAGGCUAUUGCAUUUGGUUUAACGUACUUUUAUUUGAAAUGUAAGCAAAGUGAAAUAAAAAAAAGGAGAGCUCGACGACAGCGAAGAUGGUGGAUGAAAAAGAUUCAUCAUAAUCGUACCAGACAAUUUAUAGAAGAGAAAUUUAAUGAACUUUUAUAUGAACCAUCUGGAGAGUUUGAUAACUUCUGCCGAAUGAGCUAUUCUGAUUUUGAGUUUUUACUGCAAAAAAUUUCACCAAUGAUAUCCAAGCAUGAUACAGACUUCAGAGAAGCUAUACCAGCCAAAUUUCGUCUUGCCAUUACGCUACGAUUUUUGGCAUCUGGUGAUUCUUACAAAAGCCUUCACUUCUUGUUUAAAGUAUCUGUCUCUAUGAUAUCAAUAAUCAUUCGUGAAGUUUGCCGAGCUCUUAAUGAAAUUCUAAAGGAUCUAGUUAAGAUGCCCACCACAGCAGAAGGAUGGCUUAAUAUAGAAGAAGGAUUCAGGACUAAAUUUCCGCAUUGCAUAGGUGCAUUGGAUGGCAAGCAUGUAGUCAUUGAAAGCCCAACGCAUAGUGGAACAGAGUAUUACAAUUAUAAGAAAACUUUUAGCAUUGUCCUUUUGGCUUUAGUGGAUAGCAAAUACAAAUUUGUAUUCGCAGACAUCGGGAGUCAAGGAAGAAUAAGUGACGGCGGCGUCUUUAAUAAUUGUUUACUAUGGAAAAGAAUAAUUAGAAACGAGAUAGAUUUUCCACCACCAUGUCCACUUCCAGGAUCGAAUAUUAAUAUUCCAUACGUCUUUUUAGCUGACGGUGCUUUAGCAUUGAGUCAACACAGUUCGUUUGACGUAUAUGACAGUAGUGGAAAUAUGGUUACCCCUGGUUCAUGGCGUAGAGAUAACGACGAAUAUAAUGCAUUGCAAAAUUUACCACAAAUACCACGAAGAUCUCCGAUGCAUGGUUCCAUUUGA